This is a messenger RNA of Microplitis demolitor, 566 nucleotides long. RefSeq lists its product as uncharacterized. The record is from RefSeq and is a predicted model, not a curated record. The transcript is spliced from 3 exons. The coding region runs from base 132 to 461 and encodes 109 amino acids. NCBI's taxonomy places the organism in Eukaryota, Metazoa, Arthropoda, Insecta, Hymenoptera, Braconidae.
AAAGAAAACUUUCACUGAUUCACGGGCUAUACUGACGUUAAGAAAUGGUUGUUUACAAACUGAACUAGUUUAAAAAAUAAUAAGAUCUACUGAGUAAAUUUUAGUUUGUACAAUAAAAUAAAACAUCAGAAAUGGACGAUAAUGACAGAUCAAAGCCGCAAUGUGAAAAUAUUCUAUUUGAAUUAUGUUCUUUAAGGGAACGAUAUCCUUCGAAAUGCGCAAAUAUUUUUGAAGAUUGCUUGCAUAUUACUAACGAUAUAAAUAUGAAACCAUUAAAGUCAACCAGGACACAAGUUCAACAUACCUCGUUAAUAGAACCGCAUGAAACAAUUAUAGGAGACAUUUUUUCAACGCGGAAAGAACAGAAGAAAAACAGUAAUUUUGCGAGAACAAUACCCAUAGAAGUUGAAAAUUUAAAAAUAUUAUUCAAUCAAAUAAAAACAACGGAAUCGCUUAUUUAAAAUUUCAUUCAACUUAGUGAUUCCUGAUUCACUUCAUAUCAACGAUGCCGACAAUAAAUUAAUUGCUUCCAAAGAUUGUCGAUUCUAACGAGAAAAAGUUUUUUA